Molecule: messenger RNA, 1799 nt
Organism: Camelus dromedarius (Arabian camel)
Lineage: Eukaryota; Metazoa; Chordata; Mammalia; Artiodactyla; Camelidae
Gene: NLE1
Product: notchless homolog 1
Exons: 13
Coding region: 25-1482 (485 amino acids)
Biological process (GO): ribosomal large subunit assembly; Notch signaling pathway
Cellular component (GO): nucleolus
Molecular function (GO): protein binding
Source: RefSeq, a predicted model, not a curated record
UCCUCCUCCACGUGGGGACGGAAGAUGGAGGCACCGGCGGCGGACGAGGCGGCUGCGCGCGACGUGCAGCGGCUGCUAGUGCAGUUCCAGGAUGAGGGCGGGCAGCUGCUGGGCUCCCCGUUCGACGUGCCCGUGGACAUCACUCCGGACAAGCUGCAGCUCGUGUGCAACGCGCUGCUGGCCCAGGAGGAUCCCCUGCCACUGGCUUUCUAUGUCCAUGAUACCGAGAUUGUGUCCUCCCUGGGGAGGACGCUGGAGUCCCAGGCGGUGGAGACAGAGAAGGUCCUUGACAUCAUCUACCAGCCACAGGCUGUCUUCAGGGUCCGCGCUGUGACCCGCUGCACCAGCUCCUUGGAGGGCCACAGCGAGGCGGUCAUUUCCGUGGCCUUUAGUCCCACAGGAAAGUACCUGGCCAGCGGCUCCGGAGACACUUCUGUGCGCUUCUGGGAUCUCAGCACUGAGACACCGCAUUUCACAUGCCAGGGACACAGACACUGGGUCCUUAGCAUAUCCUGGUCCCCAGACGGCAAGAAGCUGGCUUCAGGCUGCAAGAACGGCCAGAUUCUCCUGUGGGACCCCAGCACAGGGAAGCAAGUGGGCAGGACCCUUGCGGGCCACAGCAAGUGGAUCACAGCCCUGAGCUGGGAGCCCCUCCAUGCCAACCCCGAGUGCCGCUAUGUGGCCAGCAGCUCCAAGGACGGCAGCGUGCGGGUCUGGGACACAACCGCAGGCCGCUGUGAGCGCAUCCUCACCGGGCACACGCAGUCAGUCACCUGUCUCCGGUGGGGAGGGGACGGGCUUCUCUACUCCGCCUCCCAGGACCGCACCAUCAAAGUCUGGAGGGCUCAUGAUGGCGUGCUGUGCCGGACUCUGCAAGGCCACGGCCACUGGGUGAACACCAUGGCCCUCAGCACUGACUAUGCCCUGCGCACAGGGGCCUUCGAGCCAGCCGAGGCCUCAGUGAAUGCCAGGGACCUCCAAGGGUCCUUGCAGGAGUUAAAGGAGAGGGCUCUGAGCCGCUACAACCUCGUGCGGGGCCAGGGCCCAGAGAGGCUGGUGUCUGGCUCAGACGACUUCACCCUGUUCCUGUGGUCCCCGGCGGAGGACAAGAAGCCCCUGGCACGAUUGACAGGGCACCAGGCCCUCAUCAACCAGGUGCUCUUCUCCCCAGACUCCCGUGUCGUUGCCAGUGCCUCCUUCGACAAGUCCAUCAAGUUGUGGGAUGGCAGGACGGGCAAGUACCUGGCUUCCUUGCGUGGCCACGUGGCUGCCGUGUACCAGAUUGCGUGGUCAGCCGACAGCCGGCUCCUGGUCAGUGGCAGCAGUGACAGCACAUUGAAGGUGUGGGAUGUGAAGGCCCAGAAGCUGGCCACAGACCUGCCAGGCCAUGCGGAUGAGGUAUAUGCUGUCGACUGGAGUCCCGACGGCCAGAGAGUGGCGAGUGGCGGGAAGGACAAGUGUCUCCGGAUAUGGAGGAGAUGAGAAAUCCCAAGUUCUCUGGGACCAUCACCUGGACCCAGCCUCUGCCAGCCGCCUGCCCCAACAGAGACCAAAGGCUGAGAACGAGUGUGGCCUGCUGUCCUCUGACAGACCCAAGUGGGGUCCCUUCCCAGAGCAGGAGACUAAAGGUCAUGGGAGGUUAUCACUGAGCCCAGCCCUGGGCCAGCACCCAGUACCUCGCUGGUGCCGGCAGGAGUGGUGUGAGGCCAGGCGAUUCUUCUGCCUCCUUUUCUGAAUGUCCUCUCUAUUCAGGGUCAGACCCCGGAUUCUGUGACCAAAUAAAUAAUUUAUAUUUUGUU